AUGUCUGAGCUGUUAGAAUCGUCAAAGGGCGCACCAGAGGUGGGCGCCCCAUCCUUAGUUCUCGAAGGGAAGGAGAAAACUGCAGCAGACUAUGCCCUACAUGUUCUGUUUACACAGUUUGUGCGCGUUUCGGAGCAAAAGAUCCAAUGGCUUUCGAGGUACAGUCGUAGCCAAAGUGGAGGUCAGGCUAUCGUGUUUGCCUACUCCGACGAAACAGUGAUCCGUUUGCUUCAACCAGACGCGGACACAGAAUUUGAUAAGUCUAUUCAUGACCUUGUAGUCUUGGCCAGCACAAAAGCGGUUCCCGUCAUUGAAUCGCUUUUGUACUGGCGCAAGAUUCGAUGUGAGAUGGAUGUGAAUAACAAUGAAACUCCAUUUGUGCUUGAGAGAAAGAAUGCCGUAUCAGUGUUUAUUUUGUGUCGUACCCUGUCAGCGAUUAUUGAAAGUAUCCCUUUAACAGCCUUAGACGAAGACACGAUUACGGGUCUCAUUGAAAACAUUUUCCAUCAGUUGAUUACUUCCAGUGAACAGUUCUCUGGCACCUCCGUGUUUUACAAUACGAAUUGGUCGCAAUUCACGCUGCUGGUGGGGAGCAUCUCCCGGUUCAACUUUGCUGCUGUAUCUGACAGAUUCAUUAUGGAAAUCGAAAGCCUUGGAAAAUCAGACAUGACUCGUGCGCAACAGGAAAGCCACAUGAUUAGCGUCCUACGUGCAAUGCAUCACCUUCGGUUGCAAUUGUACCCAAUGCCGUUAUUGGAAGAGUGUGCCGCUUUUAUCAGCUCGAUGGCCUCCUUCUUUUCUAAGGAAUCCUCCAUGGCGGUCAAGCUUGAGUACAUCAUUUUCUUUGAAAGUAUUCUGCAACCUAUCGUGACUAAGGCUACCGUGGAGGUGAAUUUGCCUACCUGGUCGAAAACAAUGGAGAGUCUUUACCAUAUCGCAGCUUCGUACGUUGGUAAAGCCAAACUACUAAACAUCACUCUUCCCUUUUUAACCGUUGUUCUUUGUCUUUCGCCCCGUCAGUUCUUCUUGGACCAUUGGUUUCGUUGCGUCGAAAUAGCACUUGCACGUUUAAAAGAUAAGGAUGUUCGAAGCAUUAGUUUUUUGUGUAUGGCUAGGUUAUUUUGGGUCUACUUCAAUCGCCAUCCCGAAAGCAACUCUGUCAUGAGUGAACGGGUUGAUUCUAUUUUUAAACGUAUUUCUGUUUACGGAAAACGUGCCGGCACAAUUCUAUUUCCCAAUGUCGAAGAAUGCGAUACUGUGGUUCAGUUCUACCGUGUAUUUGCUCCUAAAUUUUUGGACACCCUUGUACGUGACGCACUCUCUCCAAUGCUUCAAACUAUAUCUUCAAGAUAUUCUUUGGAACGGUUGCUUGUCGUCAUUCGAACCACUUACUUCAUACUGUGCGAUCAGAAAUCGCAUUCUGAUGAGCCGCAGUAUCCCGGCAUCACGCGUACUGGCAUCAAACUGUUAGAACUUUGGGAUGCUGUAGACUCUGACGUUUGGAAUUUCUAUGUCGCAGAGUUGUCUCAAAAACUAUUAAACACCGUUUCCCAGUUGGCGCUUGAUGCAAACGCAGCCUCCGCAAUUUUGACAAGCAAACUCUCCCUCGUCCUUCAUAUUUCCAUAAUGCGUUUACUAGCCUGUAUGCUCUCAAGACUAGACUCCAAAAUCGUUGACCUUUACGCCCGCUGUUUAUUUUCAACCUACAAGCCCAUACAGAACACCGCCUCCGAUGUUCUACGUUAUUUUUCCGAAUCCCUUAAGGUCGCGAAAACCGUGAUUUCAAUCCUCUCCCGGAAACUCACGCAUGACUCAGAAUAUGUUUUACGAUUUUAUCAUGACAUAAUUCGCAUUUGGAUUGCCCAGCAAAACGACACUAUUGAACACCGAAAAUCGUUAAUUAGUGUUAGAACCUCUGUUGGCUGUUCUCUUGCGAAGUCGGCGAGCAUAAAAAAAUCAGAGCUCGAAGAUGUUCACGCGUGGACUGUUAUUGAAGAGAUUCAAUCAGUUGGCGUACUGCACUUAUCUUCUCCAUUCGUAUCCAUCAGGAGACUUGCUGUUGCACUUUUACAAGACGUAAAGGAGCUUAGCACCGAGUACUUUACACUAUCUGAUUUGAGUGGAAACUCAAAAAUACAUCAGGAUGUAACGGUGAUUGACAUUUUACAAAACUGGGAUUCUUCUCUCAUUUCAGUCGAAAGCAGCUUGCCCACAGCUGCUGAGAGAUCCCGCUUACGAAAAUUCAUAAACGAUGGAACGAAGGAUGUACUUUUCAGGCUGACAACAUCAACCAGCGGUGUUGAUAUUUCUAUAUGGUACAAUCUUUUUCCAAAAUUUAUUAAACUUUGUUACGAUACAGUUCCUAUGACCAUGGCAUUGCUUAGAGACACUGUCUGUGAGAAAUUGCCUGCGCUUACUUCGAAUAUGAUUUCUCGUUUGGAAUCCUCCAAAGUUUUUAAUCGUUUUGAUACAUCAAAGUCUGAUUCUAGAAAUACAGCAUUUCCAGAGUCCUUGCUUGUUCAGUGGAAAUUGUAUUUAAUGGUUGCUUGCUGCACAGUUACUUAUACUGAAACUCAACGGAGUUCGUGUGCUCCAAAGCGAGGGUUAGCAGGUAUGCAAACAAGUUUGUAUUUUAGAAAAACUUUUGACGGUGGGAAAAUUUACUCUGUUGAGGCAAUUUUUGAUCUUGCUUUGCCUUUAAUCACUUCUGAGUUUACGCCGAUUAGGGAAGCUGUUGUCUCUGCAAUGGGUUGCAUAAAUGUUAAUGCAUUUCCACAUCUGGUUUAUUCGUUAAAACCUUAUAUAGACAUUUUGCACAAUCAAAAAAUCGGGAACCAUGGUCUGCCUUUGGGCGGCAUGGUGAACAAGAAAAAAACGAAAACUGAUGAGUUAUUACGAAACGAAGUUGCGCACAUUUUAUCUCUUACUGCAUAUCAUUUACUGGAUGAAUCAUUAAAGGACGACCGAAUGACUUUUGAUAUCAUCGUUGGAUUCGUUAAAGAUCUUAAAAAUGUUCUCAGUAGUGCUGAGGUUCAAAGUGAUUGGAAAUACAUAAAGUUGAGAUGCUAUUUUGCACGAUUGCUCGAAAAGGUGAUACUUGCACAAAGGGAUCGGUUAUCAUUUGAGUUGGUUCCUCUUUCUGGGCGGGUGUCUUGUUGGCGACUGCUUGAUGAGUGGACCGGCUUUGGCAUGUCGGCGAAAUUGCUUCAAACUCGAGAAGAACAUAUGCGAAUGAAUAUUCAGGAGAACUUUAAAGACAUUAGGGAGCGCGGAAUCCUUUUGGCAAACUUAGAAGUUGGUAAGCAAAGUCUUGAACUUUCUACAGUCGAAACCAUGAUGACUCUUACUGCGUAUCCUUUAGACCAAGUUUCUGAUGUUUCUGUUCUGGCAUUUGACAUCAAUGUCAUUCUUAAUUGGUUUGAUUCUGUGUCUAAUUCUCCUUCCAGAAAGAUUAGAGCUUUGGUGAAGAAUGGUCUGUCUGAUUUGCUUUAUUGUAAUAAGGAGUUUCCUGAGCUUUACCGAAAGUUUAUUCGGCGCUGCUUCGAAGAUAAUCGAAACCAAACGACGAGAAACUACUAUUUUGCCGCACUGAUGAAAUCGCUUAUGGAAUCUGGUGUAUCUCAAAUUUCUCGUCAUGAAGUUCUCCCCUAUGCUUUGGUGAAUAUGUCCAAUACUGACUCGGAAAUUCGUAUAACUUCACUUGAUUAUAUUGAAACAAUUGUGGACGAGUCAUCCUUGAUUCAUUUCAAAAGUUUAAAGGUAUUCUUGAAGUCAACAGAUCCAGCUUUGUAUCUGAAACCGCAAUAUCUACUCUCAGUAAAGUUAGCACAUGAACUGGCUCCUGAGUCUUUUAGAUUUGCCUCAGAGUGUUUUCGAUACUUUCAGUUGGGUGUACACUUUCAACGGGAAAUUAUUACAGUCCUUCUUCCUUGGUUACAGAAUUUGGAACUUGCUUAUGAUGAUGAAAAUGAUGUGUUUGAUGAAAAGACAGAAGUAAUUCUACUUGAUCUACUAGAGGUUACAAUUAAAUUUACGGUUAAGUUGCCUAACGAAGUUGAAGCACUUUGGACUUCUAUCAUUGUGAGCCCAUUUGAAAACAAUUGGUCUAUUGCAUUGAAAUUCGUACUUCGUCAGUGUUAUAUCUGUAAAAGCAGUACUUUUGUUUCACAUGCUCGUCAGGUGUUUGUAUAUCUUGCAAAACCUGAACUCGCCGAAGCAACUUUUAAAACACUGUACAACCUUAUCGGCUCGGAGACAAUUUCUACUCAUAAUCAAAUGGUUUUUGGGCAGUCUCACUACACUUAUGAGGGGUAUUAUGUCGCUGAUAUUGGUGCUCUUUUGCCAAACCGUGCUGCCCAAGUUCUCUAUUCACCGGGUCAGUUAGCGCUCAUUCUUAUUAUGGAUCUUCUCCCGACUACAUCUUUUGUUUUAACGACUUUAGAGCUGGCUACUCUUCUUCAUGCAUCAAUUACGCAGCUCGAUCAUUAUUCUAAGGAGAUGAAGGUUUACGGCAAGCAGCUUGUCAUGUAUAUGGUGAAAAGGUUGGAAAAUUUGGACACAUCACUUGAAACAGCAGAGUGUUUUGUUGGUUUGAGUGAACAACUUGAGAAAAUCACAACACGUAAAAAAAAUCCUGAGGAGUUGCUUCCGGCAGUGAUAGUAAGUACCCUGUCCACGUUCAAUGAAUCAUAUCCUGAUUUGCGUCAAAUUUGGGGCAAGGUUGCUCUUGUCUGGGCAACAACAUGUCCCUUUAAACACAUUGCUUGUAACUCUGUGAAAAUUUUAAGGGCAAUCUGUCCUUCUUAUGAUGACGAUAUGCUCCUUGCUGUUAUUGCUCGUCUGCACAGUACUAUCUCUGAUCCCUCCUCAGAAGUUCGGGACUAUGCCAUGGAAAUCUUGCACACUAUUAGUGACUAUCUAAACAAACUGGAUGAGCAACAAAUAUUACUUUACCCACGUCUCUUUUGGGUUGCAAUUGCAUGCCUUACAACUAUUCACGAAGAGGAAUUUAUGGCUGCUAUUAAUAUGGUCUAUAUAUUCCUCACUAAGGUGGAUCUCAAUGAUCCAGUUACGCUGUCGAUAUUUACAUCUACUUUCCCUCCUGUUUGGAAUAACAAUACCAUUGUUGGUGAAGGGUUUCCACGGAUUUUGGCUUGUUUUCUUGUCUUAUUACCGGCAAUGGGUUACAAGUUUGAAAAGGCUUCUAAAGUACCUUUUAACUUGAUUGAAAAUUGCCAGGGCUUGAAGCUACUUGCGCAAAGUCAUGAGGACGAGGCAUUGAUAAAAAUUCUCGAUGCCUUCAUGGACUGCAAAUAUCGAAGUGUAAAGGAUUUUAUGAAAGAGUCCUGCUCUUACUUGUAUAAUUACUAUUUUGAAUCAUUUGAUGGUGACCUUCUUAUCACAUUGCUGAGUUUUCUGUCGAAUCCUACUAGAUGGAUUCGUAAGUAUACUCUAGAGCUCUUAAAGGAAUUGUUCCCAUUGAUCGAUUUUCAGAAGCCAGUGUUUGAUGCACUUGGCCUGGACCGAAUUUCUCCGCUACUACGUCUUUUACGGACAGAAUUUGCCAAUGAUGCACUUGCAUUGUUGACGGAUUCCGUUACUCAUGCUGCCAGUAACGAGGACCUGAAAAUCCUUCGCAUGGUAAUGAGUGACAGAAACAGCAAACGCAAUAUAAAUCAGUACAUAUCAAUUUUUGGUAUUCCAACAGAUUCUGGGUGGUCUGUUUCAAAUUCCACCUUUGAAGCUUCAAUUACCAAAGAAAAUGUUGGUGCUGUGUAUAAUUCUUACGAGACAUCAGAAGCAGCAAACAGGGCUACAGAUGUUCAAUUUCAUACAGAAGACGUGAUGUAUCAGCCUAUGGAAUCCGGUCACCGUCAACGAAAUUCUUUGGAAACUUUAGGGCAAGACUCUUUAGGGGAAAUGGUAACCACCUUACAUAGUCUGGAUAUCUUUUUCGCUGAUGACAACUGUCCGCAAUCUGCUGUUGAGUUGCCUACUCCUCCUUUGGAAGAAAUUAACGGUGGAAAACUCGCAGAAAUUGACGAUGGUGCAGACAUGUAUGAUUCUCGUGUUGCCGCCAUACUCGCCCGAAGCCUGCACAAAAACGACGAAGUUAGCAGUUCUGCCGGCUUAAGCGUUUUUUCCCGUUCCUCUUCCAUCAAGUCCUCUUCAAACACAUCCGUCCCCAGCAGUCCUCAGCACCGGCAACGAAAGUUUUCGUUUAUGUCAAGAAUCAAGUCACCACCGCCAAACGACUCCUAUGCCUACACGGAUCUUUUUGACUCGUUUUCUGAAGAUCAGGAAGCGUCAUCGUAUCCUUCAAGCUUCCCUUCCAGUCCAAAAAAUGCGAAUGACUGGUACAGACCUAUCCAAGAAAAUGAAACUCGCCAUUCUCCUGACGUUAACGAAGAUGCUGCAUGUCGUGAGAAUGCAUAUCAUUUGAAAACGAUGUUUCAAGAAGCAGAUGGUGAUGGUAUGAUGUACAUAGGAACCAAACACGACCUAUGGCCCAGGUUCCCACAUGCCAGAUUAGGUACAGGUCAUUCAGCUCGGCGGAAGUCUUAG
Schizosaccharomyces japonicus yFS275 is the source of this 6564-nucleotide messenger RNA. RefSeq names its product morphogenesis protein Mor2. Gene Ontology annotation, cellular component: cell cortex of cell tip; cell division site; cytoplasm. Gene Ontology annotation, biological process: regulation of microtubule cytoskeleton organization; cell morphogenesis; RAM/MOR signaling. The coding region runs from base 1 to 6564 and encodes 2187 amino acids. The transcript is spliced from 2 exons. The record is from RefSeq and is a predicted model, not a curated record. NCBI's taxonomy places the organism in Eukaryota, Fungi, Ascomycota, Schizosaccharomycetes, Schizosaccharomycetales, Schizosaccharomycetaceae.